Molecule: messenger RNA, 2313 nt
Organism: Sceloporus undulatus (fence lizard)
Lineage: Eukaryota; Metazoa; Chordata; Lepidosauria; Squamata; Phrynosomatidae
Product: transmembrane protein 178B-like
Exons: 4
Coding region: 39-1025 (328 amino acids)
Cellular component (GO): membrane
Source: RefSeq, a predicted model, not a curated record
AGCCCUCUGGCCGCUGGGCGGCGAAGGGGAAGGCGAAGAUGGCGGCGGCGGCGGCUCAGGCGCUGAGCUGCGCGGGGCUGGUUCUGGCCGCCGCCGCCUUGGCGCUGCUGGCCGUGGCCAUGGGGACGGACUCCUGGUACGAGACGGACGCCCGGAGGCACCGCGAGCGCUGCAGGGGCUUCGGACUCAAGCGCCACGCCACCGCCUCCGCCGCCGCCGCCGGCAGCGACCCUCCGGGCUCCAUGUCGGCCCCCGUCCCGCACCUGCCCCUCCGCGCCCGGCCCCCCAGGGCCCUCCUGGCCGGGAGGGAGGCCGAGGAGGAGGAGGAGGAGGAGGAAGAGGAGGAGGAAGGGGAGAGGGCCGGGGGCCAGCAGGGGGCGCCACCCCAGCCCCAGCCCCCCGCAGCCCCCGCCUCCCUGGUGCUGGACUCCCACUGCGGCCGGCGCUUCAACUCCACCGCCUCGGGCCUCUGGCGCCGCUGCCACCGGCACGGAUUCGAGCCCGACAGCGAGGAGCUCAUCCAGAAAGGAAUCAUUCAGCGCUGCACAGCUGUGAAGUAUCACUACACCUCAUCUUCUCUGCCACACAAUUUGCCAGUGAAUAUUACCAACACUAUUCGCCAGGAUGAAUGGCAUGCCCUUCAUCUGCGGAGAAUGACAGCUGGCUUCAUUGGUAUGGCAGUUUCCAUCAUCCUGUUUGGAUGGAUUAUUGGCAUGCUGGGCUGUUGUAAACAGCAUGAGCUCAUGCAAUAUGUAGCUGGGCUACUCUUCCUUAUGGGAGGUACCUGCUGCAUCAUUUCCCUUUGCACCUGUGUGGCCGGGAUAAACUUUGAGCUGUCUCGUUACCCCCGCUACGUCUAUGGGUUGCCAGAAGACAUCAGUCAUGGCUAUGGCUGGUCCAUGUUCUGUGCCUGGGGGGGCCUGGGACUGACCCUUCUGGCAGGAUUCUUAUGCACACUGGCUCCCUCGCUGAAUAGCCCCCGGACUGUUGUACAGAAACCCAGACAGGAAAAUGGUGCCGUGUGAUGAGAAAACCGCAAAAAGGACUCUCCAGCAAGCACAGUACAGCAGUAGGUUCCCACCAAUGUGGUGUGACCACCUGAGAUUCAUGAAACAAUGGUGGUCCCUGUUGUGGAACAAAUUGAGAGGUUCAGUUGCUUUGUCGGUGUCUUGGUUCUUCAGCCUGCCUGUCUCUGAUAACAAACUGAUCAGGUUCAUUUUUAUUCCUGGUUUGCCUAAUGGGAAGUUUUCUGUUAAAUAGGGUGUGUUGCUGUAGGAUCUGUGUACCAUUUAAGCUGAACCAGAUUUCUGCUAGGGGAAGCCACUGUGAAUUCUGUUUGGUGUCCAGUGACUCAAAGGAGCUCCAUUUCCAGGAACUCUUUAAGGACAAGUCAGAGGCCAAAGGGAGACCCACCUAGUCUCAGUAUUGAAACUCCUUUGCAGCAGAGACCUGUAUUUGCAUUCCAGCAGCAUUUGAAAUCAGCUUAAGAGGGGGCUUUAGUCAGAAAGGGAGGUUAGAAAGUUCUUCCUCUGGACCACUCAGUAUCUGAACCUUGUCACUUCUGGAAGCCAAAUAUGCAUAGCAGCUCAUAAAGUAAUUUGCAAGAUUAGUGCAUAGGAUACAAGGGGAAGUGGAUUUUAAUUAGACAACAGAUGCCUACAAGGAUUUUCCACAAGGGGGCAUACCUGAGUUAGAUACAGGAAUAAGGGUUUGAAUUUAAUUGGGUUACUUACUUGUGACAUUCCCGUUAGAUAAAAACACAUAUUAAUUUAAUAGGAUAAAACCAGUUUCUCACUGGGGCCAGAAUGAUAUCAAGGAUGCCUUCCUCAAGUACUGUCUUACCAACUUUUUUUAAAGGCAAAUUGUGAUUUAUAAUUCCAUUUCAAAUCCUUCCAGGCUGAUUGUAGAAGAAACUACUUUUGACAGAUGAGCACAGAAACAAACUCGCCCCCUUGAUGGCAACCUUUCGUGACUGAAAAGGAAGCACUCUUGAUUAAAGGGGCUUGCUGUAUGCAGGUGAAUAAGAGCUGAACCUAAACUCAGGAACAUCAACAAUGGUGCUGAGGGGAAGCACUGGUCUUUCCUCAUUGUACUCCUUUCCUGUCUCCCCAAAAGACUGCACAGAAGCCUUGGUUAGAGGGGCUGUUUACAUUGUAUUUUUAAGUGGCAUGUAAUUAAUUAAUCUGUGCUAAAGUCAAUGUAUUCAUGGAAAGUGUGAUUUUUAAAUGGAAGUUGUAUGUUUCAAGAGAUAUUAAAUUAAAAGGCUUGGAUACAGUGAAUGGAUAGGCACUUCCACCUUUUGGGACCCCUGUA